AUGGCGAAAAUACCCAUCCUCAGUUUAAAAUUCACACCGACAUCCCCCGAUACUGGGUUUCUGGGGGACAGCCUAGACAUCGGUGACGAGUUUAGUUACGAGCAGAUAAUGUCUGGCUGGAGCUUUAUACCGCUGGGCGACGACCAAAAUUACAAUCAUCAAUAUCCGGGAGUAGGAAGGGCCAUGAAUCUUAGCACUCCCACGCUAACGGAUAUCGCGCAUCUUUCCUUUGAGCAAUUCAGGUCAGGGAAUUGGAGCUUCAAUCGGCGGCAAGGGACUCAGUAUCCACGCCAGUCAGUCUCCCCAGAGGAGGCGCGCGAGUACAAAUUACGCCCAUUAUCGUUCCAGUCACAGCCGGAGCGGGCAAGCGCUCUCACAAGAGCAUUUUCCGCAGUCAGUAGAAUCUCAUGGGGGUUUCCGGGGGACUAUGGACCGCCACGGACAAUUGAGGAUUUGGAAAAAGUGUUGGAUACAGACUACGAAGUGAAAUGGGAUGGGCCGGAUGAUCCGAAGAAUCCAGUGAAUUGGAGCCUUCCACGGAAGAUUGGCAUCUUGUUCUUGAUCUCAAUGCAAUAUCUCAUGGUUGUAUUCUAUUCGACAUCCUACGUCUCUGGAACCCGUGGAAUGAUGAAAGAAUUUGAUAUCCCACAUAAAACCAGCGUGUCACUCGGUUUGACAACAUACCAGUUUGGGCUUGCCUUAGGCCCACUGCUGUUGGCCCCCAUGAGCGAGCUUUUUGGGCGAAGGCCUGUUUACCAGGUCUCCAUGAGUUUAUUCUGCAUAUUCAUUCUACCGGCUUGUUUUGCAAAAAACUUGGAAACAAUUCUCGUCUCCCGGUUUUUCGCUGCGCUCGUCGGAUCCGUAUCUCUUUCCAACUCCCCCGGCUCACUGGGUGAUCUUUUCAGCGAGAAGAGCAAAGCGCUCGCGUUCAGCAUAUUCAUGAUUGCUCCACUCGAGGGUCCCGUCAUCGGACCUCUACUCGGCGGUUUCAUAUACGAGGGCCUUGGGUGGAAAUACAUGAAUUAUCUCACGCUCAUCUUUUCAACUGCCCUCCUAAUUGCUGGGUACUUUGUCCCCGAGACUUAUGGCCCAGUUCUGAUGCGCAGGAAAGCGGCCAUGCUACGGAAGAGAAAGAAAGACGAGAAUUACAUGUCAAGGUAUUGCUACAAGGUUGGGGAAGGGGAUAUGUUAACCCUUGUGAAGUUGAACAUGAAGAGGCCGUUAUCGAUGCUCUUUACUGAGCCGAUUUGCGUGUUUUGGGCUUUGUAUAUUGGUGUUCAGUAUGGGAUUCUCUACCUCAAUUUUACGGCAUAUCCAAUUGUCUUCCAAGAUAUCCGGGGGUGGGCUCCCGGUAUCGCUGGAUUGUCAUUUCUAGGUCUGGGCUUGGGCAUAAUAAUUGCGGUCUGCAUGGACCCUCUCAACAAUAAACUAGUCUCCCUCCACAAACCCGACCCGGAAACCUCCCUGCCAAUACCCGAAUCCAAAAUCCUCAUUGUUUGUCUAGCUGGCAUCCUCUCUCCCAUUAGCCUCUUAAUGUUUGCCUGGACCUGUUCCCCGACCUCGAUCCAUCCGAUCUGGCCAAUCCUUAGCGGUGUCCCCUUCGGCAUAUCGAACACAUUGAUCUUUAUGCACGGGAACGCAUACCUCCUCUCCUCGUACGACCUCUACGCGGCAAGUUGUCUUGCUGGCUGCACCGUAUUCCGCAGUGUACUCUGCGGGCUCCUACCGCUCGUGGGACCGAAGCUCUAUCAGGAUUUGGGUGCCAAUAUGGCGAUGAGUGUGGUGGGUAUUCUGGCGGCGGUUUUGGCGCCGAUCCCUUGGGGGUUCUAUAAAUGGGGGAAAUGGUUUCGUGCGAGGUCGCCGAUGCUGAUAAACAUUCAGGCGGAGAAGGAGCACAGAGAGAGGCAAUUUGCCGUGGAUGGUUAG
Tuber melanosporum (Perigord truffle) is the source of this 1926-nucleotide messenger RNA. RefSeq lists its product as uncharacterized. Gene Ontology annotation, cellular component: membrane. The record is from RefSeq and is a predicted model, not a curated record. Bases 1 to 1926 code for a protein of 641 amino acids. Gene Ontology annotation, molecular function: transmembrane transporter activity. Gene Ontology annotation, biological process: transmembrane transport. NCBI's taxonomy places the organism in Eukaryota, Fungi, Ascomycota, Pezizomycetes, Pezizales, Tuberaceae. The transcript has 4 exons.